This is a messenger RNA of Arabidopsis arenosa, 872 nucleotides long. NCBI's taxonomy places the organism in Eukaryota, Viridiplantae, Streptophyta, Magnoliopsida, Brassicales, Brassicaceae. The record is from the annotation of a GenBank genome assembly.
AUGAUUUGAUGGGUUGGGUCAAAAUUGGAAGUGUAAGCCCAUCAAUUACAAAAUUUGGCAAUAAGAAACCCUAAAUUAAUUACGUAGAGCUUCUUCUCUGCAUCGAAUUCGGCGACGAAGAUGAUGAUCUCUCGUCGAUUGGUUUCGAAAUUCCUUAAACCCUCUCCAUCUUUCCACGCUUUUCGCCGUCAUCUGCAAUCUUCCUCAUCUCCCAUAAGAAACCAUCUGAUCCACGGAUCAGUAACUCAGGAGCUUGGUCUCUUAAGAUCCUUUUCUGCUUUCAAUAUCGACAAGCUUCGAUCUGAAACAUGGUCACCGAGGUAUUUCUCGACACCAAGCGGAGAGACCGAGCCCAAGAAGCCAGAAGAGGAGUCGAAGCCAGAGGAGCUGCCGAAGAUGAAGCACCAGGAGAUCGAAGGACCAACAGUGGAACGCGAUUUGUCGGCGUUAGGAAAUGAGACGAGGCAAGUGUUGGAAGGGAUGAUGAAGAAUAUGUAUAGUCUAAGUGGAGCCAUGGGUGCUCUUGGUUUAACUCAAUUGAUUCUUGGAGCAGCGAUUUUGUACGCGACGCGAUCAGAUCCGAUGAAGGAAAUGACAAUUCAGAGCUGUAUAGCUUUCGGAUUCCCGUUUGCGAUGGCGUUGAUGGUGAGACGAUCGUUGAAGCCAAUGUACUUCUUCAAGAAGAUGGAAGAGUUAGGUAGGUUGCAGAUUCUUACUUUGACACUUCAAGUUGCUAAGAAUCUCAAUUUGUUGUUCGUUAGAGCUCGUGUUGUUUCCAUCUUGUGCGUUGUUGCCUUGUGUUUCGGAAACUUGUUCCUCUUGUUAUCACCAUGAUAGACAAAGAGAGCUUGAAAUACAAUUUUUUUUUGUCU